AUGGAAGAAAUGCCCGACAGUGAAGGGGUAUCUUUCUGUCUCAGCUUCAAAUUCUACUCUUCCGGUAGAUGUGAAGAAACAGCUGCCAAAUUCACUGAGGAGAAAAAGCCACUGGAAACCUUGACCGACACUGAGGACGAUAUUGAUUUCACUUUCGUACUCGGCGAUUCGGACCUCAUCGCUGACGAGACCUCCGGUGAGGGGCAAAUUCGUCAACUUUUCCCCAUUUUCAACCCCGAUCUUCCAGUACGCAACGGCCUGGACCAAAGUGAUGGUAAGAAGCCGACUGGAUUGACUCUGAGACUUCCGUUGCAGAAAUUGUUCGCCGAUGAAUUGGAAAGUGUACCUGCGGGGGAGUACAGUGUAUGGAGGCCGAAAGCAGUCGAUUCUUCGAGUAGAUACAAGAAGUGUGGUUCGACUGGAUCGGCGUUGAAGCGGUGGAAGCUUCGCGAUUUGUUGUUACUUCGACGUCGAAGCAACAGCGAAGGCAAGGAGGGCUCGUCCGUGUUCAUGACUCCGAAGAACAGAGAGCUAAAGGCAGAGAAACAGGGGAGACUUGAGACUACGAAGGCGGGAAAAGAAAAGGCGAAGGAGAAGGUGUAUCGCUGCCGGCUCACGAAGUGUUUUACAAACGGAAUCCAGCAUGUAUGGCCGUAA
Molecule: messenger RNA, 657 nt
Organism: Rhododendron vialii
Lineage: Eukaryota; Viridiplantae; Streptophyta; Magnoliopsida; Ericales; Ericaceae
Exons: 1
Coding region: 1-657 (218 amino acids)
Source: RefSeq, a predicted model, not a curated record